Molecule: messenger RNA, 1377 nt
Organism: Coffea arabica (coffee)
Lineage: Eukaryota; Viridiplantae; Streptophyta; Magnoliopsida; Gentianales; Rubiaceae
Source: RefSeq, a predicted model, not a curated record
AUUUCGGACAUCAUUUUAGCAAGACAUUCAUCGCGACAUCUCCAAGAACUCUCGCCAACCCUAAGCUGUCUCUAGGUCCGCCGGCCACCAGACCUCCGCCGAGUCUUGGGGUGCUGGUCUCGCUGUUUCCCGUAUCUCUCGUGUUCCUGGCGGUGGCACUCACCGUGCUGGCCAGGGUGUCUAUGGCAACAUGUGCUGCGGCGGCCGCAUGUUUGCUCCGACCAAGAUCUGGCACCAUUGGCACCGCAGGUCCCAGUUAACAAGAAAUGGUAUGCCGUGGUUUCUGCCAUCGCCGCCUCUGCAGUGCCUUCCCUUGUCAUGGCCCGCAGCCACCGGAUCGAGUCUGUCCUGCAAAUCCCCUGUGUGAUCUCCGAUUCUGCUGAGGCCAUGGAGAAAACCUCCAAUGCUAUCAGUCUUCUCAAGAAAAUUGGGGCUUGCCUUGAUGCUAAGAAGGCUAAGGACAGCCAGGGUUGUCUGAUUUUGCGGAGGAGCCGAGAGGGCUGCUUCUGCGGUGGCGGAGCUGGUGGAGUUUGGGAGGAAAAGGGUACCUCGGAGUAUUGGAGGGAGACUGAAAUUAGGCUAAUGGCAACUGCUGGUUUGAGGAUGUUGGAGAAAGGAGUUCAAGAUAGGAUUUUGGAGGCUUGCCGAACCGUGUUGAGGGGCUCGGAUUUCAGGUUUUACGAUGAUUGGGCUUCCGUUAUUUCCGGUUCUGAUGAAGGUGUAUAUGCCUGGGUCGUUGCUAAUUAUGCCCUUGGCACUGUAGGAGGUGAUCCUAAGCAAACAACUGGUAUUAUUGAACUUGGAGGUGCUGCAGCUCAGGAAAACAAGUUUCUUGUGAUGGUGAUACGUGAUUUGUUAAACCUUUGUGAGAUUACAAAAGGCAAAGACAACAAAGUAGUUAUUGCAAGUAAUAUAAUGUGAGAUGUUAAACUGCAUUUUCAUUCUAAUAGAGUAGGUAGCAGUAACUAGGCAUUCUAAUGUGAUAACUUUAUCUCAGUUAACUAUUUGCAAAUAAAAUUUAUUCAGGCAAAUGACCGUGAACUCCAGUUUUCGAUAGUUGAUGGUGAUUUCAAGAAGUUUGAAGGAAAAUGGUCUGUCAAAUCUGGUAAAAGUACAAUGCUAUUAAAUGCUCUUGAGGAGAUGAAAAAGGUUGGCUUUUGGAUAUGCUCAUGAAGAUGACUUCAGUUUGACACAAAUUGCUGCUUUAGUCUAUGUUUUUGUUUGGAAAGAGUACUUUGUUUUUUUGGAUGCGUAAUGGCUAUUACUAGUUGAACUGAUGUGAAUUUAGUACUCUAUUGUUUGGAUGGAUAAUGGCUGUUAGUACUUGAACUAAUGUGGGCUUUGGAACCCAUUUUGGUUAAUGUGUGUUUUGAUGAA